ACAGUCAGUCUCAGUUUGAACUCACUCAAAGGGGAAGGAGCACAUCAGGCAAAGCUUUGAAGACCAGCGCCACAUGAAGAAGUGCCAGAUUUACUUAAGAAGAAAUUCCUUUCUGUGGAGUGGAAGUGGAUAUAUGAGAAAGAUCUGUCUGCUUCAAUGUGUGUGACAGAGGAGUUUGGUGUUUUCCAUUGCCAAACACGUACCAGAUGACCAUCCCUGUGUCAACAGUGAGUCAGAGCAAAGCUAAGCUGCAGGUAAAGUGCCUGUGUGUGCUUAUGUUCCUGAGUUUCCCUCUGUCAAUGGCAGAGGUACCCGGUCCAUGCAGACACUCAAUCACUAGAGAACACCUGCUGGUAGUCAGGCAACUGAUGGACAACCAGUUGAGAAGUGGGUGUUCAAUAACCUACACAUUCAUAGAACAGAGAACUCUGAGCAAAUGUUGCUUUGUGAAAGCUGCUUUACCCUGGACACUGGAGCUGCUAACCGCCCAUUUCAAGUACAGUCGGGGCUCAAUAAAUGAUGGCUAUGUUCAGUCCCUGAGGGCGCUUAUCCUCAACAUGUAUUCGCAGAGAUGCGUGCCUCAGAUUAAUGAAGAGGUGGAGGAUAAGCCAGAGAGCUUUGAGAUGGUCUACCGAGGGUCUCCGUUGGAAGCUUUGCAGAGAGUUUCAGAGGUGUUGUCUGUUUACUGGGAUCUGGUGACAACCAGUGACUCACCGGUUGACUGGAGAUGCCAGCAGGAAUACUCAGAAAGCUUUGGCUCCUCGACAGAGCUACCCACAGUGUCAACCGCUCAAUAUUUUACAGACAGUUAUGAUUGGAACUCAGCGAAGACUUCGCAGAAAAAAACAGUCAGGGAUGUGUACAAGUUUGGCUUCAUCAUUGCAUCCAUCAGCGGGGGACUGGUGCUCAUUCUUACGCUCUACUGUCUCAUCGUCCACAAGAAAAUUUACUGCCAUCAUGGAUCAAGAUUAGACACAAACUUAAACAUUGACCAACAGGAUAUAGAGAUGGAACCACAGUGAUACAUCGAGGAGCCCACCACUGCAUCAGCAAUCACAGUACCUGGGAAGCUGUACAUUUUGUCCAAUCCAAGUUUUCAUGUCCCUAUAUGUGUGAUGCAUUCAGCUUACUAGUUCAAUCAGAAGCUUAGAUUUGACCAAAAACAAAAAUGGAUGUUUCUUGGAGCUGUGUAUAUUGAGCCUUAUGUAUUGCAGGUGUCUUCUUCAGGUUAACUAAUUUCUUUUGGGGUUUUUUGUUUUGUUUUGUUUUUACUGUGGCAUUUUUUCCCUCUCUAUUUGUGUCCAAUUAACCAAGUGUUUGUGAUGUUGUCCCCAUAAGUUAUUUAUUUCCAUAAGUCUACUCAAUCACUGUAAUAAAAAAAAUUAUCAUAAAAAAAUCAUAACUAUCAGUAGUAGACUUAAUUGAUUCACCCCGUGCUGUGAGCUACCAGUUUAUAUCUAAGUUUUAUUAAAGGAUUUCUAUAACUUCACAGACUGCAUCUUCUCUGGAAAGCACCGAAGUUCUGAUAAAAAAUCAUGUCAUGUUCAGUGUAAAUAAACCUUCUCAUGUCUGUUUUGAACAAUUUCUCACUAAAUAUUUGUAUAUCAAAAUUUAUUGCCAUACUGGACUGCUGUGCAGAUUCAACAUAAACUCUGGUCAAUAAACUGUUAUUAAUCA
Molecule: messenger RNA, 1677 nt
Organism: Xiphophorus couchianus (Monterrey platyfish)
Lineage: Eukaryota; Metazoa; Chordata; Actinopteri; Cyprinodontiformes; Poeciliidae
Gene: csf1b
Product: colony stimulating factor 1b (macrophage)
Exons: 9
Coding region: 207-1022 (271 amino acids)
Cellular component (GO): membrane
Molecular function (GO): growth factor activity; cytokine activity
Source: RefSeq, a predicted model, not a curated record